Messenger RNA from Aphanomyces invadans, 686 nucleotides. RefSeq lists its product as hypothetical. Lineage: Eukaryota; Oomycota; Saprolegniomycetes; Saprolegniales; Verrucalvaceae. The record is from RefSeq and is a predicted model, not a curated record. Gene Ontology annotation, cellular component: extracellular region. The transcript has a single exon. The coding region runs from base 31 to 531 and encodes 166 amino acids.
UAUCAAAAGUGAACCGUAACCAGCAAGGAGAUGAAGUCCGCCGUAGCGUUGGGAGUGCUGACGAUCGUGAGCGCUGUGUCGGCUGCGCCGUGCGAGAUUGGGACUGUCUUGAGCAACUUGACCCCUCUCAUGACUGACCCCAACUUGGCCAAGUGUGCGACGGAUUCUGGUUACAACUUUAUCGUCAGCGGUGCGUCGGGGAUUCCUCCAACCGACGAGGAAGUGGCGAAGCUCUCGUCCAGCGAAUCGUGCAAGGCGCUGUAUGCCAGCCUCGGCGGCAUUGUGUCCAAGAUUACACCUUCGUGCACGUUGGGUGGUGUCGAAACAUCCACGUUUGCCACGUUGACCAUCCCUGAAGCCCUCAAGGCGAUCUUCUCGGCCAUCAAGUCAGCAAAUGUCACGAACCCCAUCGCGACCACGGUCGCUCCGACGACUGUACCUACUCCUACGACGACCCCCAAAUCGUCCGCUGUCACAUCCGCCAUCUCGCUGGCCACGGUCGGGUUGGCAGUGUAUGCCAUGGCCAACUAAGCCUCCAUCAUAACAAACGUUUUUGGACCUUUUUCUAGAAUGGCCACAACGUUGGGAACGCGAGCAUCGUCUGUUGCACAUCGCGAUGAUAUUCGUGUAGGCGUGCCGAAAGGGACUUCUCAUGAGUGAGGUAGUCGCUACCACGGAACCGACGC